ACAUACCUGCUGUUAAAACAGUGUUAACGGAUACCCCUGUUGUUCCUGUACCAUGUAGUCUAAAAUUUUUGAAUUCUACCGGUUAUGGUACACCACUAUAUCCUUGUGACUAUAAUUAUACUCAAAAUUAUCUAAACUAUAGUGUUCACAAUAAUAGAUUUAGAUACACUUUUAAUAUGAAUGCUUUCUUUAACGAGAGUGCAAACUUAGGUUUAUCGAACAUUAUUCUUUCAAUAAGUUCUACGAAUCCAGACCCGUAUAGUAAUGUAGUGAUGCAAGCAUAUGAUUCAGAACAUGUACCACUUAAUACCCCCCGAACUCUUCUUGAUGAAACUAUUGAAUGGAAGAAUACUUAUUAUUUAACGAAGUUCAAUAAUUAUACCGUAACAUACGUGUGGAAAUACGCUAGAUAUAGCUUAAAAAGAUUAAAUGAUAAUUGGAUAAGCAGGCUUGGUAUAUCACAACCUGAGGUCGUUGGAAUGAAUCCAAAUUCUUCAUAUUAUGCGAUUGUUAAUAUUUCUACGGAAAGUUUCACCUUGACAGAACAAAGUAAUUUAGAACCUGAAAAAUAUAAUAUUUUAUUUACUCUUUUAAGAAAAAUUGAAAUUUCAAAAAAUCUCCCACCUCCAGAAAGAAUGAUUGAAAAAUCAUUAGAUGAAGACGCUUCUGUAGAUUUAGAUAUUCAGAGAGCAAAGUGA
Dentiscutata heterogama is the source of this 698-nucleotide messenger RNA. The record is from the annotation of a GenBank genome assembly. NCBI's taxonomy places the organism in Eukaryota, Fungi, Glomeromycota, Glomeromycetes, Diversisporales, Gigasporaceae.